This is a messenger RNA of Portunus trituberculatus (swimming crab), 509 nucleotides long. RefSeq lists its product as uncharacterized. The transcript has 2 exons. The record is from RefSeq and is a predicted model, not a curated record. NCBI's taxonomy places the organism in Eukaryota, Metazoa, Arthropoda, Malacostraca, Decapoda, Portunidae. The coding region runs from base 116 to 481 and encodes 121 amino acids.
UUAAGAAAGAAUCGCAAGAAACAAGUAAAAUAAUAUUAGAAAAGGAAAAAAAAAAAAAAUAAGGAAGCAUUAGUUUGGAAAUACAAAAGAAAACUUGAAAUAUAUGUAACCUGUGAUGGAAUAUUGCUUCAGAAUGGAAAGACAUACGUGUGCUAUAACUGUGGGGGUGGCUGUUGGUAUGCUGCUGCUGCUGCUUCUAUACGCCUGCUGGAAACACUUAAGGACUCAAACAACGCCAUCAGGACCCCCAAUAUGGUACAUCAACGAACCAGUGCUCUCCACCCCACACCAACCCUUGUGUCUGAGCGCCACGAACCCCAGUCUUCUCAACAUACACCCCGCAGUUCAAAACCCCCUCCUCUCGCGCCCUCCAGCCUCGCCCUUCUGCAGGAGAAACUCGGUGGUAAGGGUAGUAAGGGAUCAGCAGAUGCCUUCCCUGUCUCGCCGUGAUAGUAUCAACUCUGUCUACGAGUUGGUUUGAGCGUCUCCUUUUUUUUUUUUUUAUACCA